GUUCUUGAGCGUGCAUUUGACGCAGAAAUAGCAAAAAGCAGCAUGUCGUUCGAUUUGGGAGGGCUUAAUGUGAACCAGGUGACAGCAGCAGGGAAUGCUCUCUCUGCGGAUGCCUCAAAAUAUGUUAAUGAUGCAAAUCUUGAAAUGCAGUGGGCUAUGAAAGCUUACCAUCAUGCGGAAACAUAUUUCAAUUUGCUGUGUUCUGUUGACACUUCAUUGCUGAAACUGACAAAGAAAGAUGAUGAGAUUUAUGAACACUUUCGAAAAACCUUCCCAGACAUGGCUGUUGACAUCCUUCAGGAAAAUGAAUUGAAGACAAAUGAUGCAAAAUCUAUAUGGCGUCCAUUUGUACAGAGCUAUGAGGGUGAAAUUGAGGAUUAUAAUUUUGGAACACUUGUACGCAAAGAUAGUUCCGGAGAUAUAUCUGAUGAUAACACAAUUCUUGUUUUAAGAAUCCAGUUCUUGGCCAUAGAGAUAGCAAGGAAUCGUGAAGGCCUCAACACCGCAGUACGGGAAAAAGCAAAGAAACAGAAAGAAGAAUCAAAGUCAUAGCACAAACCCUUUUAUAUUAGGAUGAAUAUGGAUGAGGAUCAGUUUUCAUAACUCUAAUACUGUGAACGUAAAAAAUUUGUGAGGGAGAAAUUUACGCUAAAAAUGCAAUGGCAAUUCAGCUGUGAAAAUUUCACUUGCAUGUAUUUUGUGACAUAUAUGGUAUUUAUGGAACAGAUACAAAAGAAAUUUGUGGGAAAUAAACACCAUACAUAUAAUUUACCUGUCAAAAUCGUGAAACUAAACCUAGCCACGUUUACAGUAGAUAUAUACGAAAAUAGUCCAUAAUAUUGCAAAGAUACUGCAGUGCUGUUUGAUCCACUACAAAUAAACAUUGUUGGACCUAACGACAGAUGAAUUGGAGUAUUAAUAUAAUUACCAGUAUGUAUGAAACUUCUGCUACCUGGGGUGUGCCUUGGUACUGUACUUGAGCUCCAGUGAGUGAGAAAUGCAGGCUUUCUGAUCCAGAUCGGUGACUCUCUUCAUAAUGUUGUCUGACCAUUUACAUUUAUUUCAUGGUGUAUCCUCCAUUUUUGACAAUUUGUGUCUGUUGCCAGAAUUUCAUUCGGAAUGAUAUUUUUUGACUGACUGAAGCUACUGCAGAGUAUUUUCAGUUCCUGUUUUUGCUGUACAUAUAUUUGUGGGUACAGAUGGACUGUUGUAAAAAUACACAAUCUCCUGAAACUUCAUCAUGGUAUUAAAAACUGCACCUUACUUUUGUUGGAAACUUCAGUUAAAUACUGUUACAUAGAAUAUAUAGAAAUGGAAAGGUUUUGAUUAAAAUGGGCUUUGUUUAAACUCUUGUUAUAUAUCUACAUGACAACGACAACAGACAGGAGAAAGGGGGGGGGGGGGGGGGGGGGGGGGGGGGGGUGCUUGGUUACAAAUUAUUUCCGUCAUGGCAGGAAUAUAUGAGGGAAUAUGUGUUUUACAAGUAUUCUCAAUUUGACAGAUUGUCAAGUUGUAUAAGGCAAAGUGGAUUAUAUUGUAUUGUAUCCGAUUAUUACAUAUGGUUUAACCCAAAAUGCUUUGACAGCAUGUUAUUUUAUCUUCUAUGUUGACAAUUCACCUUACUGCUAUAUGCUUUGAUAUUAAAGACAUGCUGUACAGUCAA
This is a messenger RNA of Pecten maximus, 1663 nucleotides long. RefSeq names its product protein PBDC1-like. Lineage: Eukaryota; Metazoa; Mollusca; Bivalvia; Pectinida; Pectinidae. Gene Ontology annotation, cellular component: cytoplasm. The record is from RefSeq and is a predicted model, not a curated record. The transcript is spliced from 6 exons. The coding region runs from base 43 to 552 and encodes 169 amino acids.